Messenger RNA from Athalia rosae (coleseed sawfly), 1740 nucleotides. Its product is annotated as potassium/sodium hyperpolarization-activated cyclic nucleotide-gated channel 1-like. The record is from RefSeq and is a predicted model, not a curated record. NCBI's taxonomy places the organism in Eukaryota, Metazoa, Arthropoda, Insecta, Hymenoptera, Athaliidae. The transcript has 3 exons. The coding region runs from base 1 to 1584 and encodes 527 amino acids.
AUGAUGCUGAAGGCUCGUCAUGAUUGUGAGAUAAACUUGAAACACGAUGAAGUUCUGUUCAUUCCGGGUAAAGGUCCGCUCCGAACGACACUCGGAGCACUACGUCGUGCAUGCAUGGUAUCUGACAAAAAUCCAAGUGCUAGAAAAUUCCUGCGGAGUCGAGCGUCCAUCGUUUAUGAAAAAAGGCGGCAUCUACGCCAUUAUAAAUACGUAGUUCACCCGUUCAGUCCGUUCAAUAGAGAAUCAUUCCACAGGCAUUGGUGGGAUUUUGGGAUGAUUCUGUCGAUGUAUGGUAUAUUCUUUAUCCUACCGUACCAGGCUGCCUUUGACAUGUAUCGAAAUGUCCACGGCUGGACGUGGACGAAAAAUGGUUUCAUCGAAUUUAUUUUUAGAUACUACGACGAAAUCGUUCGAGUUGUUCAACUAGAUCUUCCAAUGAUCGCGCGGAAUUACGUUUACAGCGGUACCUUCGUCUUCGAUCUUCUGGGAUCAAUACCGACAGAUAUAUUUUUCAUUGGAUCUUGGGAUGAGCUAAUCGUAUCGCGAGAGCUUGCUACUCUGGUGAUGGUAUUUCGCGGUAUCUCGUUUUACCUCAACACGAAGCGCCUGGCCAACGCCUACGACAUGUCGAUAGGACUUGUAAAAAUCCUGAUGUUCGUAGGCACCGGUAUCCUGGUGCUCCACUGGCAGGCAUGUAUCCAUUACAUAGUCCCGAUGGCCGUAACGUCCUUGGGAAUUCCUCAAAAACCCAGUGAAAUGUCCUGGAUAAACCAACAUGCCGUCUGGAACGAAUCAUUACAAUUAAAAUAUCGCACCAGUCUGUUCCGUGCGAUCGCCAUGUUCACCUGCUCCGGUUUUAACGGGGCUCCACCUGCGACUGUGGAAGACCAAUACCUAGCAAUAUUUGUCCACAUCGCAGCUGUCACUGUAGUUUGUACUCUAGUAGGUGCUCUGAUGCAAGUUUUUAAGGGUAUGAACAGUUCAAGGCUAAAAUACGAAGCUAUGACCGUUCAAUUGAAGCAGUAUAUGCGGCACAAGCAGUUGCCAUUAGAAAACCAACAGCGGUUUCUAUCCUACUAUGAAUUCCGAUACCAAAAUAAUUACUUCAGGGAACCGGAAAUUCUGGGUACGGUUUCGGCGCAGAUUAGUCAGGAGAUCGGGAUGCAUUCGUGCAGAAAGUUGGUUGAAAAUGUGACCUUUUUCAACAACUUACCAAUGUCCCUUCUGAUCAGGAUAGUAGCGCUUCUACGCUCAGAAAUAUUUCUCACGAACGACGUGAUCGUACGAGCUAAUCAACCUGGAGAUUGUAUGUAUUUUAUUGCUUCGGGUACUGUGGCUAUUUAUACCAAAUCUGGGAAAGAAGUUUGCCAUUUGGAGGACGGUGCUCAUUUCGGAGAAAUAGCGCUGGUCAUGCCCGACGAAAGGAGGGUUGCUAGCGUUGUGGCUGUAGAAAUCUGCGAGCUCUACAGGCUAGAACGUGCUGAUUUUGUCAGGACUAUUCAUCCCUAUCCCAUGCUGUGGGAAAGGAUUAAGAAAAUUGCAAUGGAGAGACAUGAGAGAACUACCAUUCUGAAUGCUCAGUAAUUAUUAGACUUGUUUCUGUUGUUAGUGAUUCGGAAUAAAAUUUCUUAUGCAGAACCAUAGAUAUAGGUAUUGCUACUUUUCUAAUAAUUCUUUUCACCUGGUCCUUUAGAUCUUUUUGCUGCAAUCUAAUGCAUCAAAUUCUUUUUAAACCUUUCU